AUGGGAAGCUUUCGUUAUUUCGAGAACUACUUUGAUAUGCCAGGAUGUGUGGUGUGUGCCAGAUUAGUGGAUAUCAUUGACAGACAGGCAGGGAAAAGACAAGACGAAUACACAUUCUGGCCAGAUGUCCUAGAAUGCUUUGGUCUUGUGUAUAAAAGAGAAAACUUUGCAGAUAAUAUAGGAGGGUAUUUCCCAGCCUACAAAAGUGAUCCAUUGAAGUACGUUGAACCCUGCAGUGAUGCUGUAAAAGGCUGGUUUAAGAAGCUGAAGGAUGCUGGGAAGGUCACUUUCCUUCUUACAAGUUCUCAUGUGGAUUAUGCAGAGUCUCUGCUGGAAAAUAUACUGGGUAAAGACUGGCAAGAUUACUUCCAUAUUUCCAUGAUGUAUGCGAGGAAACCUGGAUACUUCACAAAAGAGCAGACAGAGAGGCCUUUCUAUUCUAUUGUUGACAACAAGGAGGGAGAUGAAGUCAGUGAAAUCCAGACCGGUGGCAAGUACCUUCAAGGCAGUAUUCAUACAUUCAAUUCAUACCUCAAGAAAAUGACCGGCAAAGAAAACCCAAAGGUUGCAUACUUUGGUGACAGCGUUCGUUCUGAUGUCCUCCCUCCUCAGUCUGUUGGAUGGCAUCCUUUCCUCAUCUUGGAGGAGAUGGAAGCAGAAGGCCUGGGAGAAGAACCAGUGGGUGGGGAACAGACAGAUGGCCCACCCAUUAAGAGGGGGAAAAUCACAGGUCCAUCAACAACAGAGAAAGAGUUCAUUACAUCAAGCAUGUGGGGGUCUUUCCUCACUGACCAAACAGUUCUAAACAUACCUGAUGGAAGUGUUCACACUGGAGGGGAUGAGCUGGAUGGCCAGAGAGAUGCAAAUGGGCUGGGUGAUAGUCAAUUCCACAGUCUGAACACACUGUGGGGAUACUUCAUCCAGACCUAUGUAGAUGUGGCUAUCCCACAACUUGACUAUAUUGCAGAUCUUCCACUUGACCAUCAAUUCAGUACUUUUGCAGAUGCUUCUCAUCGUUCCGCAGGGUUCUAUCCGCAACCUCCACAAACUCUCCAGAAGAAGUGAAGUCCACCGAAUAAUACAGUACUUAUAUUCAUUGUGUUAUUAUGUCUACCAUUAAUCAUUGACGUUGUCUGGCAUUAAUUGAAUGUACAUCCAAUUUUGUGAUUGUAACGAGAAUACAGGAACUUUUAGAAUAUUUAUUUCAGGUAAGGUGUAACCCCGGAUUUAUUGUGUUCUAUUUUUAUUGUAAGAAAUGAAUACUUGUAUCAUCUUGUCUAAUUAUUCACAUUUUCAGGGAAUGAUGAUACAAUUGUAAAUAAAUAUUUUGUCUUCAUAAUUACAAUUCCCCUUGCACGCUUGCAUAUAAAUGGUGCAUAUUUUUUUUGUAUAGGAAAAGCUCUUAGGGAGUGGAGAUGGUGCACACAUUUUUUUCCAAAUACAUGUAAAGUGUUGUAAAGUGCAUUGAGGUAUACAUGUAAUGUGCUUUCUCAAUGUGAACUAUUAUUAUCAUUGUAGAUUAUCACAAUACCCCCCCCCCCCCCCCCCCGAUAGAACAGUGAAAUAAAAGUAAAACGGCAACUGACUUUAGGCCAGGAAGUUAUUAAAUUCUACUAUUGAAGAAAAAAAUAUUAGUAGUAUUUACCCUGUUUAAAGGUACUACAAAGUUUUGGGAAAUUUUGAAAAU
Molecule: messenger RNA, 1687 nt
Organism: Strongylocentrotus purpuratus (purple sea urchin)
Lineage: Eukaryota; Metazoa; Echinodermata; Echinoidea; Camarodonta; Strongylocentrotidae
Product: 5'-nucleotidase domain-containing protein 1
Exons: 9
Coding region: 1-1065 (354 amino acids)
Molecular function (GO): 5'-nucleotidase activity
Source: RefSeq, a predicted model, not a curated record